AUGACUUGAGCGACCCUUUUUCUUGUCAUUGUCCUGAUGCUGUCAAUAAGGAGCGACUGAUCCCCCAGAGUCUGAAUGAUUGGUUGCGACACCGCGGCGCAUACUACCGUCAGCGCCUCAUUCCUACCAUUUCGAAAGAUAAUAAUUGCCCGCGAUGCCGUCUUUAGAGGUCGAUAACUACGGCGUAUCUGCCGUCACCGCAUAUGUCGAAUUUUUCGAAGAGGCUCUGGAGGCGACCAGCGUCAUUAAGCUAGAGCCAACCGUCGAGCCUGCUCUCGAAGAGUCCGAUCUGGAGGACGUUCUGAGCCGGCUGCCAGGAACAUCAUCAGAUCUCGCUGAAUUCCAGGGUCUUGCUGGGCCUCGCCAGCGCGGCAAUGCAAAGUUUGCGACUAUCGAGACUGCAGCCCGGGGCCUUCUCAGCAACCUGAUCGCCCGUGUCUCCAUAGAUUCUCCCGACUUUGUCAAAGUGUGGAACUUCUUCGACAUACUACAAUGCCUAUCCGAUCGAGGGCAGUGCGAUCCAGCCCUGCUGGUGUGGCUCAUCGAAGAGCUGCUCGACAGUCAGACAAUUCCAGGAUGUCGCAAGAUCUUUGAUUAUCUUGAGUCGCGCAGGAAACGAAUAAUAUCCAAGAACUUCAACGACAAGAAAUUGGUCUUACUGAGAAGCUGUAAUGAGCUGCUGCGGCGGCUGUCACGCGCCGAAGAUACUGCUUUCUCCGGCCGUGUCUUCAUCUUCCUCUUCCAGAGCCUCCCGUCAGGCGACAAGAGCUCGGUCAAUCUUAGGGGCGAAUACCAUACUCAGAACGUCACGACCUAUGAUCAGGAUACAUCUAAAGCGGAGGAUGCGGAGGAUAAGAUGGACGUGGACACUCAAGAAAUUGGCACCAGAGAUAGCAAUGAGCCGUCCCAAGGCAAGAACGUGUCGUUCAGCGGAAAGAAGGACACGUCGUCGCCUAAGCCGCUCGAUACGGACGCAUUGUAUCCCGUCUUUUGGUCUCUUCAAGAGAGCUUCAACCAGCCCAAGAAGCUGUUCGAGCCUGCCAACCUGGCGCAAUUCAAAAAUGGGCUAGAGGCGACCUUGACGGCUUUCAAGGCGAAUCCCGUUCAACAUGAGGCCAAGUCUGCAAAACAGGCCGAUGACAAACGCGGUCUGAAGAGAAAAUUGGAUUCUCUAGAAGAUGACGAUGACGUUGCUACCUCCUUCAACCCAAAAUAUUUGACCAGUCGGGACCUGUUUGAGCUCGAGAUCAACGACUUGUCCCUUCGGCGCUACGUGCUCGUACAGGCCCUAAUUAUCAUGGACUUCCUCCUCUCACUUUCAUCGCAGGCCAAAGAGAGGUUGACAUCGGUACAAGCCGUCAACAAAUCUGUAGCCUACCUGGACCAAGCUCUCGGCGAAGACGACAUCAAAUGGACCACGGCGAUGAGGCACACCAUCACAGAAUACCUCAAGUCUGCCACCGACGGCCAGUACUUUUUGAGGAUGGUCGAAACUAUUCUUUCGAGGGAUAAGAAUUGGGUUCGUUGGAAGGUUGAAAACUGCCCUCUGAUUGAGCGGCCGGCCAUCACCCCAGACGAGUGGGCGAAAGCCAUUGACGAUGCCCUGCGCAACACCACGAGUAAGAAAAUCCGAACAAACGCCACGCAGCCUCUGUCUCUCGACUUUUUGAAGGAAGGCGAUGACGAGGAGGCCAUGGAGGAGCUCAAGGACCCGAAACGAUACAGGCUGCCAGACGUCAAGAGUUUUCAGCGGGGUAUUCAGGAUGCCGAGUUUGAGAUAGACAUGCCGACAUCGGACACCACCAAGAGGGAGGCGAUAGAGAGCAAGGCGAGUAAUACAUGGAGGGCUUUGCGCCUGGCCAGCAGAACAAGCCUUGCGCUGUUCGACAAGAUCGAGUCUUAUGAGGAUAUCAGCAUCCUCUUCGAAGACCAGAAGCCAAAGGAAGAAACGGAAGAGCGCAAUGGGGAAGAGGGUGGGGAGGAGCAACAGGAGGAAUUCGAAGAAGCUGGCGGAGAUGCAGAAAAUAAUGAUAAUCAGGACGACGCAGCCGUCGAAGCCAUGGCGACGGAUGGUUGAGGGGUGUGGCGACACAACGCUAUGCAGAAUAGAAGAGGGUUUCUUACCCUCCCCUUGCAUUAUGAUACCCUUUCAUUGCAAGAAGAAACUUGUCAUUUUUAUAGGCCCUCCCGAGAAAGAUAGACUUUGGCAACAAGUUAAUUCGU
Messenger RNA from Cryphonectria parasitica EP155, 2223 nucleotides. RefSeq lists its product as uncharacterized. Gene Ontology annotation, biological process: mRNA export from nucleus; regulation of DNA-templated transcription elongation. The record is from RefSeq and is a predicted model, not a curated record. NCBI's taxonomy places the organism in Eukaryota, Fungi, Ascomycota, Sordariomycetes, Diaporthales, Cryphonectriaceae. The transcript has 4 exons. Gene Ontology annotation, cellular component: THO complex part of transcription export complex. The coding region runs from base 155 to 2077 and encodes 640 amino acids.